UCGAAUCGCGCGGUCGCAUCGUUCCGAAAUAGCAGAAAAAAAAAAUUGAAAAACGGGAAUUUCGAACUUGCACGACGACAAAUCGAAUGCGGUUCGAACCAAAAACCAAAUUUUCAACCAAAACAGCGACGCCAAAAAGCUUGGUUUGUGUUGCUCAGUGUGGCGGUGUAGGUGUGUGUGUCGGAGAAAUAUUCGCAUUUGUUGUGGGGUCGCGGGAUCCCAUCCUCCGGGCGUGUGUUUUUCCUCAACUUUCUCGUUGUCCUUAGAUUGAGGACGAACGGGCGAAAAGAAAACCGAAGGAGAAUGUUUUGAGCUGUGACAACAAUAACAACAUAGUGCUGGUGUGUGCCAAGUGCAAGGAGUUGUAAUUUAUAGUUGCCGAAAUUAAAUUAUGUUAAGUGCCCCAAAUCAGUAAGAAGGUGCAGUGAAAAGAAAGCGGCAAAAAAACAGCAUCCGUGGAAGGUACAUAAGAGAAGCGAAGUCGGUGCCAUCAAAAAGUAAAAAAAAAUUGAAAAGUGAACGCAGAGCUAAAUAAGUUGCAAUGUGAAGAGCCUUGGAAGGACAAGUGCGAACCAAGGAACAGGACUUGUCAACGACUAGCAGGAGCAGCUGCCACUGCAGCGAUUGACAGGACAAAAACAAAGCCCGGCUAGCUGAGAAAGGACUUCCCGCUCAAGUGGCACGAGCAGCAAAAGUUUAACGUUGUUUUUCCGUUACAUGGCACCCGGAAAACUGUAGGAACGGAGCGCAAUGUGCUGGCCAACUACCGCAGUCGAAGAAUAGAAAAUCACUCGAAGGCCUUGCCCAAAAAAAAGAACACAAACUGAGUAUAAAAAAAAAAAAAGAAACAACGGGGAAUACGAAAAAACGAGCAACCACUGCGGUGCAGCAUAUGUGCUUUCGCUGUGCUUUUUCUGUGAUGCCACAAGGACACAAGGACCCUUCAAGUGACAGCAACAUACGCGAGUUUUUCGUUCGUGGAGAGCCUUCCAUCUAAGACGCAGCAGAAUGCGCAAGCACAAAGCGCCGCCCAGCGGUAGUCCAAGGACAAUGCCCCAGGACCUUUCACAACCGGAGCCAUCGGGCUUGGGAGGGGACUCCCAAUCCACCGCAGCAGCAGCCGCAGCAGCAGCAGCAGUGGAAACCCCGCAGCAGAGCCUGCUGCUGGGGCACAAUCCAGCGGACUCAUCCGCAGCAGCAGCAGCUAGUCGCCUGGCCCCGCCCCCCUGUCAGCCUCCCAUCAGCAGCAGCAGCAGCAGCGCCAUCGGCACCAAGGAGCGACCUCGCCCCACUGUCCGGCUCCUCUCCAUGCUGCACGUAGCCAGCUACGUGCUGUGCCUGUGCGCCUUCAGCUUCGCGUUGUACGGCAAUGUGAGGCAGACGAGGCUGGAGCAGCGGAUGCAGCGCCUCCAGCAGCUGGACGCGCGCAUCGUGGAGCUGGAGCUGCGGCUGGAGCAGCAGCAGCUGCUCCACUGGCCCACCGAACAGACGCAGAUCCUGGCCAGCAGUCCCAGCGACAGCGGCAGCAACAACGCCAGCCAGCACCUCGCGCUGCACGUGCGGCGGGAGCUGCACCGCCUGCGCCGCGAUGUCUCGCACCUUCAGCUCACGAGGCGGCAGCAGCGACGCCAGGCGGCCGAGGCAGCGGCAGCGGCAGCCAGCGGCGAAGGAGGGUCCGGUGGUGGCCAGUGCCAGUGUCAAGCAGGUCCUCCAGGUCCGCCCGGUCCGCAAGGAAAACGAGGGAAGCGCGGCAAAAAAGGAGACGGCGGCGAAAAGGGCGAUCCGGGCAUGAAUGGCAUCAGCGGGGAGAAGGGUGCGGCAGGAAAGCCCGGAGACAAGGGCCAGAAGGGCGAUGUCGGACACCCCGGCAUGGAUGUCUUCCAAACGGUGAAGGGGCUGAAGAGAUCGGUGACAACGCUGCAUGGCGGCACGCUGGGCUAUGCGGAGAUAGUUGCUGUUAAGGACUUGCAAGAAGCAGGCGUCAAUGUAUCCGCUUCCACAGUCAUACAGCUGAAGGGAGAGCCCGGCGAGCCGGGUCCGCCAGGACCUCCGGGCGAGGCGGGUCAGCCGGGAGGGCCCGGCGAGCGAGGACCGCCGGGCGAAACCGGAGCACAGGGCCCGCAGGGCGAGGCCGGACAGCCUGGAAUCGCCGGACCGCCCGGACCGGCCGGCGCACCUGGCACGAAGGGCGACAAGGGCGAUCGAGGCGAUCGUGGACUAACCACGACCAUCAAGGGUGACGAGUUCCCCACGGGCAUCAUCGAGGGUCCGCCGGGACCGGCGGGACCACCUGGUCCGCCUGGAGAGCCGGGAGUUCGAGGAGAAGCUGGACCCAUUGGACCUGCAGGACCCCCCGGCGAGAAAGGACCGCGUGGCAAGCGCGGCAAGCGGAUAUUCGGACCCGGAGGCACCAAAAUAGACGAGGACUACGACGAUCCGCCGGUCACACUGUUGCGAGGUCCUCCAGGACCCCCGGGCACCGCCGGCAAGGACGGACGCGACGGACGAGAUGGCAGCAAGGGAGAGGCCGGUGAGCCGGGAGAGCCCGGAUCCCUGGGUCCACGUGGACUGGAUGGCCUGCCCGGUGAGCCGGGCAUCGAAGGACCUCCCGGCCUGCCGGGAUACCAGGGUCCGCCGGGAGAGAAGGGCGAUCGCGGCGACAUUGGGCCGCCCGGAUUGAUGGGUCCUCCGGGCCUGCCAGGACCACCUGGCUACCCUGGCGUCAAGGGAGACAAGGGCGAUCGUGGUGAUUCGUACCGCAAGAUGCGUCGUCGCCAGGAUGACGGGAUGUCCGAUGCCCCGCACAUGCCCACCAUCGAAUAUUUAUAUGGUCCGCCGGGACCACCGGGGCCAAUGGGUCCGCCAGGACACACCGGCAGUCAGGGAGAGCGCGGCAUGGACGGACGCAAGGGGGAUUCGGGCGAGAAAGGCCACAAGGGAGAUCAGGGACCCAUGGGGCUGCCGGGUCCGAUGGGCAUGCGAGGCGAGUCAGGACCUUUUGGACCCUCGGGAAAGGCUGGCUUACCGGUGUGGGGCGACUACUAAUACCACUACUAGCUAAAAGGCAGUCUCUAUUAAAUAAUAACCAGCACACAUAGCGCCAAAGUCUAAAUGAAACGCGACUUGCAAUGAAACCAUCCAAAACUCACGCACACUCACAACAACACACUCACACAUAGUCAAACAGAAAGUACUAAGAAACAUUUGAAGAAGGGAAAUCCUAUUUAAUCAAAGCAAAACAAUGUUCAAAGUUAAGAAGCCGCGCAACGCUUGUCAAAUGUGCUCAGUUAUCGUCUAUAUAUAUUAUAUAUAUUCAAAUGUGUAUAUGGCAGUGUAUAUGUAUCUCAAUUUGUACAAACACGCACCCAUGUACAGAAAAUCAAAUUCGAAAUAACAGCAUGUCAGUGCCGAGUAAGCAAAUCAAUUAAUUGCACAAGCCAAGGAACCGAACCCCAUCCACCCGCAUGAGAAAAAAAUUAAUAUUCAUAUCAUUUAAAAUGCCCCAAGAGUUAAAUAAGUAUUUAUGUAUACAAUCAAAGAGCGCAAACAAACGUGUGUCUGCAGCAACGUAUUUACAAACAUCAAUCAAUCGAAUCAACUAACACACUUUGAGCCCACACCCACACCGAUACCCACACAUCAUACAACACACAACACACAUCCGCACAACAAACCAACUAGCAAAUAUGCAAUGCAAAUAUUUUAAUUGCAUUUCAUUCGCCGCCGCUCUGUGGGAAGGAAUGGCAGCAAGAGCAGAAAAGCCGCUUGAAAAUGCAUUAAUCAUACGCACCGUGGUACGUGAAAACAGCGAGCGAUGGGUGGAAUUUCGCAUGGAUAAUUCAAGUGUUUCGCCGAGUGCGAGGCACUAAUUGCUGGAUUAUGCCGAAACCAAGUCGCAAUCAUUGGCAAUUGGCCAUAAGUGACUUAAUUACCUGCAUAAUCGAAUGAUUCGUAGCAAACGCCUCAUCUGCUCCUGCUGCAUACUGCAUUGUCUUAGGUGCCGUCCAUUGGCUUUGUCCGACUAAUCAAAGUGUACUCGCUCAUACAAAGCAUUAUUGCCGAAGCUUCAAUGUGAAACACAUGGCUAGGAGCAGUAACCCAGUUAAUGUGUGUUUAAAUAAGGAAUUGUGCAAAUUAAAGGUGGCAACACAAAAGAAUUGUAAGAUAUUUUCACCUCUCGAUGUCCACAAAUGCAAAGUGCACCAAUGUCUACAAGUCAUAGAUGUUGUUUAGUUACACAAGCACACACAACCCAUAAUUAAGAGAUUUAUACAUACAAGUCUAUGUACUCCAUAACAAAGAGCUAUGCAACCCAAUUGUGCAUAUAUUUCAGUGUUAAUACAACUUUAAUAAAUGAAGCGAAAGAGCAGAAACUAGUUAGGCUAAAGUUCAAUUGUAUGGUUGAGAAAACAAUGCUUUCCAAUUUAAAAGCAAACAUGGCUAAGCUGCGAACCCGCAGUAUUCUCUCCUGAAAUGCGAAAUAUCAACAAUAAAUACAUAAUCUUACCACGAGUAUGUAUCCUAUUGGUUUCAUGGACAUCUCAAACAAAGUAACGCAAACAACUCUUUUAUACAAAAGAAAUGAAAGCAUAAAUUAACAUUUACGAGUAUCUGCAGCAUUUUCAAUUUCAACGCUCGAACUAGGCAAAGGACGAAUAAAACGGCCUGCAAACAAACAUAAUCAAUGCAAAUGAAAUAAUGCCAUGGAAAUAUGAGAAAUAAAAGUAUAUACUGCCAUUUGACAGCCCCAGCCCAGCGUAUUUUCCCAUCGACAACAAGAUCCAUAAAAGUUGGAUGGGAAUUAUUGAAUAUGCAAAUGACUACGGCAAAUGGAAAUGUGUGCAGCUUUAAAGUUUACUCGAACAGCAAACGGCAUCGAAAAUCAGAAAGAAUAUGUCAAUUUGUUUUCAAUUAGAUGUGUCUCGUUGUUGUAAUAAUCCCCAAAUGGAAAACAGAAUACACAGGCAAUUUGCAUGUCAAUUUUCGUUUAAUCCACUAAAUGUCAAACAACCCCAACGUGUACAUACGCUACGGUAAAGAACGGAACUUAACCAUAAAUAAUUAUUAAUUUUUCUAGCUGUUUUGACCUCUCAACGUGUUUACUUGCAUCUCGCUCUCUAUAUAUACUUACUCUGUACGCUCUAGAUUUCUUCACUUACUAACUACGAACUCAACUUUCUCGAUCCAUAGGCUAGAAUAAUUAAUUGUGUUUUCGCGAUUAAAACCUAACAUUAACCUAUAAAUAACUGUAAUUGAUGAGACGUAAAAAAGGUUAAGCCCCUAAUAAGCUGCUAACAAUAAUUGUAAGUGUAAAUUUGUUAAUUACCCAAUAAACAUGAAGAGUUUGCAAACGAAAAACUAUACAAAUAUAUAUAUAUAUAUAUUUACGUGUAUUUAUGUCUAUAUACACACAUGCAUAUACCAAGUGUCGAUGUGCGAGUGCAUAAUGCCAUCACAAA
Molecule: messenger RNA, 5459 nt
Organism: Drosophila gunungcola (fruit fly)
Lineage: Eukaryota; Metazoa; Arthropoda; Insecta; Diptera; Drosophilidae
Product: collagen alpha chain CG42342
Exons: 15
Coding region: 1009-3045 (678 amino acids)
Source: RefSeq, a predicted model, not a curated record